Molecule: messenger RNA, 2705 nt
Organism: Stylophora pistillata
Lineage: Eukaryota; Metazoa; Cnidaria; Anthozoa; Scleractinia; Pocilloporidae
Source: RefSeq, a predicted model, not a curated record
GGGGGCACAAAGGGAAAUAAGAUUCUUAAAGUUAAUGUUUAAGUUGCAUGUAAUUAAACAUUGCCUUCUUGCCCUAGGGUAGAAAACUAACCGGGUUUUAAUUGGACAGUUAUAACUUAAAGGGGUGAAGCUUCUGUUGAAUUGUUCGGUUGGAUGUAUAAUUCUAAACUGCCAAACACCACUGGUUGAUAUCCCUCCUCUGCACAACUGGGGUGGACUUCCAGGAGAUGUGACCAUUACACAUCUGUGAAUGCUGGCUGUGCCAACUGGUCAAGGAACUGCAUCCACUGUUGACUGUAUGUCAAUGAGAAUAGUUGCCUCAUGGACAGCAUUUGUCCCCAUGACAUCCAGAGAGAAUACUGUGAAGGAUGAUCUUAUAUAGUUUUGGGGAAUUUGAUAUUCUAUUAAUACUUUAAAAACUGGGUGGCUUACAAGUCUCUGCAAAUCAGAACAUUUUUCCAUUUUCUUGCUCAGAGGUUUUUAGGAGCUCUUUGAAUGUUGGUUCUGAUAAAGAUAUAAAUACAAUUUACCGGUCGGUACAACCCAAAUUGCUAUAAGGCAACACUGUACUGCAAAUGUAUACACAAGUGUUAUUUCAGGAGUUGUUUUUUUCAACAAAAUGCUGAUACUGUUGAAUUUGAUAUUUGCCAUACAUGUCAACUUCAUGGACAUGGCGAGGAACUUAAUUUUGUAAUUUAGAUUAUUGCUGUUACACUGUAUCCACGACAAAAAAAGAGCUUCGUGAAGGAUGAGAUUGUUAGUUUACCAUUUAGUUUCUCCUGAAUGCCUUUUCAUGUUAAUGCCUCAAGCAUGAUGUUCCCAUCCUGGCCAACAUUUUUCCAGUAAUGAGGAUUUUGCAGCUGGGACACAGAAAGGAAUAACCUAUAAUGUGGCUUUUUUUUAUUAUAGCAAGUGUUCUUUUACUUUAAAACUACUUGUAGUAUUUUCAUUAUUGGGUAAAGGCCCGAGCAAACUGCUUCAACAUUUGCUUCAACAUCCUUUCGAUUUUGUUGAAUGGUAAUGUUGAAAGCGUUUGCCACCCCCUUUCAACCGUGUUGAAAUGUGUUGAAACGAGUUGAAACGAUGUUAAAUGGAUGUUGAAAGAGUUUAAAAGCCUUUAAACUUUGCUUCAACAUCCGUUCAACAUUUCUUUUGUUCUCUGGAAUGUUCGGAAUAUUGAAGCAGAGUUGAAGUCAUUUGCCCCGCUCUUUCAACAUUGUUGAGUAAGCGCAUGCGCAAUUAAGAAGACGUAACCAAGUUCACCAUGGAUGCAAAGACGGUUGCAAGUGGGGCAAUUUUGUGUGUGCCUGUAGUACGUACGGGCGAUAAUUUUUCGAUCAGCUGAUCCUACAUAGGAGGACUACGACACGCCAGACGAUUAUGAAGUAGAGUUCAACACUGUAACAAGGAAAAGAAAAGCACCGGAGGCGGAUAAAAAAAGAAACCAAAAUGGAAGUCUGGCGAGAUAGAAACGCUCGUAGAUGAGCUGGAGAAGCGAAGCUAUCUGUGGGACGUCUUUGGUAAAGACUACCACAAUCGCGAAGAGAGAAAUCGCUUACACAGAACUGGAAGACAUACUUAAGCAUACUAAACAUGAUAUUAAGGCGAAAAUAGCGGGGCUGAGGACGCAACUUGGUCGCGAAAUUGCUAAAACAAACUCUUGGAAGUCAGGACAAGCUACCAGUGAAAAAUACAAGUCCACGUGGGCAUUCUACGAUAAACUACAAUUUCUUCUUCCAGUAACGCAGGCUGGCAAGAGCAAAGAUAACCUAUCCCAGGACCAAGAAUUGCUGAUUGAUACACAGGACGAAUUUGAUCAGGAAUCAUUGUCAUCUGCUUCACCUACAUGUACUGAAAUUUUGGAAGCCACUCCAAGAAUUAGCGAAAAGGUAAGAAAAUCCAUGGAGCCCAGGAAAGAGCGCUUUCUAUCGAAUUGCGUCGAAGUACUUCGAGAGACAACUCGCCUUCAACCUCAACCUGUGCCAAUUAAGGAGCAGUGUUCAUUUUCCAAGUACGUCUCAGAAAAGCUAGCAACAUUUGACAAAAGAUUGAGAAUGAUUGCUGAAAAGAGAAUCAGUGACAUUUUGUUUGAGAUAGAAAUGAACAGCCACAACACAAUGAGCCAAGUGCAAGCACCUGUUCCCCAAGGACAUUCUGCUGGCACAUACAUGUCUCUUUUAAGAGAUUAAUAUUAAGAACAGACCACUCUAGGCAGUGGAGAAACUCUUUCCUGCUUAUAUUAAUUUAUUUAUAUUUUUAAGAUAUUUAGUAAAAAUGUAUAAAAAAAACUGCCCUCACAAGGAAUUCAGAUGUUAAUGUUUAAUUGAAUUUAUAAGAGAUGAAUAUUAAGAACAGAACACUCUAGGCAGUGGCGAAACUCUUUCCUGCUUAUAUCAAUUUAUUUAUAUUUAAAAUAUUUAGCAAAAAUUUUUAAAAAAAUUGUCCUCACAAGGAAUUUAGAUGUUAAUGUCUAAUUGAAUAUAAAUACGUAUAUACAGUUCGAAACCAAGAAAAAUAUUGAGACAAGAACAGACCUGUUCUUGCAUUACACCACAUGAAGUUCAUUGCUCCAGUCUACAGGAAGACCAAUGGUUUAUAACAAAAUGAAAUCAAAUUCGAUUUCUAACUAAGUGUUACGGUUACUGUUAUAUCAGUGAUAUAGAAAAAAUGUUACAGUUGUAAAAUGACUCUAAGAAGUUUUUUUA